AUGGCCGAGAAAGAGAACCCCAUUGUCAACGUUGCUAGUAUUACUAGUGACCAUGACAGGAAAGACUUUGGUGCUUAUGCUGUUGACUUGAAUGCUGCAAACAAGCAGCAUGUUGGUUUGAAUGAUUCCAUCAACGAACUUACUGUUGACCAGAAGUUCUACAUUCUUAAAAGAAUGGAACAGGAUAACCUUGAGGAUUUCGACGACUUGCCUCCCAGUGGUGUGUUUAUGAUUGAUAAAGUGGCCCACUUGGAUAUCAACGAAGCCGAGGUUAUCCUUAAGGACUUCUUGAAGGAGCACAGAGACGACGUUAAUAUUAGUAUUGAGUACUACGACUUUGUUGAGCUGCUUGCUCUUCACGAGUCUUCUGGUGUUGUUCAUGGUCCUUCUGUGGAGGGUAAGGAAACUUCUUCAGAGAACGAGAAGGAUGUGAUUUCUAACGAGAAAGAUGAGGCUAUCGUUCAAGAAAGAUCUAUUGAAUCUGAUGAACCAGCCAAAUGGAACACCAUCUUUGACUGGGAGUUGCAGGCUAGAGCUGAAGCCGCUUUGAUCGCUUACUGGUCGCCAUACCCAGAAGUGAGAGCUGUUACUGAUCCUUUUGAUGAUCCAGAGACGCCUUGUGAAACUGUCAGAGUUUACUUUCUUGGUUUGAUUUGGGUUAUUCUUGGUACAUUCAUUGGUCAAUACUUCAGUGAGAGACAGCCAGGUAUUGGUUUGGGUUCAAAGGUUGUUCAGCUUUUUAUUUUCCCUAUGGGUAAGUUCCUUGCUACAGUGCUUCCUGCUAAGAAGUUCAAGGUUUGGAAAUGGACUAUUAAUCUUAACCCUGGUCCUUGGAGUCACAAAGAACAAAUGUUGACUACGUUGUUCUACAGUGUCAGUGGUGGUGGUGUCUAUGCUUCCUACUUCAUUGUGCUUCAGAAGUUAGAGCUUUUCUACAAUAACCCAGACUUUGAUUUUGGUGGCCAGAUUCUUCUUGUGCUUGCUUCCAACUUUAUGGGUUUCGGUUUGGCUGGUAUUUUCCGUAAGUUUGUCGUUUACCCUGUUACUGCUGUUUGGCCAACGCUUCUUCCAACACUUGCAGUCAAUAAGGCCUUGACUAAGCCAGAGAAGAAGGAGAACAUUAACGGAUGGAAGAUUUCCAGAUUUUCUUUCUUCUUUAUUGUUUUCGGUUGCUCGUUUGUCUACUUCUGGAUUCCAAAUGUCCUUUUCAGUGCUCUUACCUACUUCAACUGGAUCUCCUGGGCUGCUCCAGAUAACUUCAAUGUUGCUACCAUCACUGGAUCAUUCUCCGGUCUUGGACUCAACCCUAUCACCUCCUUUGACUUCAACAUCAUUGGUACUAGUGGAUUCAUCGUUCCAUUCUUUGCAUACGUGAACAAUUACUUGGGUAUUGUUCUGGGUCUUUUCGUCAUUGCUGGUCUUUGGUGGACAAACUAUAAGUGGACCGCCUACUUGCCAAUCAACUCCAACCGUAUUUUCACCAACAAGGGUAAGCCAUACUCUGUCACUGCAGUUUUGGGUGAAGACAAACACCUUGACCCAGAGAAGUACGCCCAGGUUGGUCCACCAUUUUACAGUGCUGCCAACCUUGUGGUUUACGGUACUUUCCUUGCCAUGUACCCAUUGAACUUCUUUUACGUGAUGCUUACCAACUUUGACCAAAUUAAGUUUGCCAUGAUCGGUUUGGUCAAGUCCUUUGAUUUUAGAAAGAGACGCUCCACCUACGAUGGUUUCGAUGAUCCAUUCAGUGUUUCAAUGAAGAGGUACGCUGAAGUUCCAGAAUGGUGGUUUACCAUUAUCUUGGUUCUUUGUUUGGUGUUUGCUAUCAUCAACGUCCAGAUUUACGAUUUGCACACUCCAGUGUGGACUAUUUUCUUUGCCCUUGUCUUAAAUUUUGUCUUCUUGUUGCCUUUCGUCAUUGUGUACGCUGCCACCGGUUCCAGUUUGUCCAUCAAUGUGUUGCUUGAGAUGAUCAUCGGUUACGCCUUGCCAGGAAACGGUACUGCCUUGAACUUCGUCAAGACCUUGGGUACUAACAUUGAUGCCCAGGCUGAAAACUAUAUCACCAACCAGAAACAAGCUCACUACUGGAGAAUCCCACCAAGAUCUCUCUUCAGAGUUCAAAUGCUUUCUGUGCUUGUUAACAGUUUUGUCGCUGUGGGCACUAUCAACCUUGUCAUCAACAGUGUGGAAAACUUGUGUUCUCCAUUACAGCCACAAAGAUUCACCUGUCCAGGAUCCACCACUUUCUACUCUGCUUCCGUCUUCUGGGGUGUCAUUGGUCCAAAGAAGGUGUUUGGUGGUCUCUACCCUAUUUUCCAGUGGUGUUUCUUGAUUGGUUUCCUUUUGGUGUUCCCAUGUUGGGCUCUUAAGAGGUACUUUGGCAGAACUGUCAUUGGUAAGUACUUCCACCCAAUUCUCUUCACCUUUGGUUUCAUGGCUUAUGCCCCUUACAACUUGUCUUACAGCACUCCAGGCUUGUAUGUGAGUAUUGCUUUCAUGUACUAUAUCAGAAAGAAGUACACUGCCUGGUGGGAGAAGUACAACUAUAUUCUCGCCAGUGGUAUUGGAGGAGGUAUUGCCUUCAGUGCCAUUAUUAUCUUCUUUGCUGUCCAUUACCAUGGCUACCGUGUCUCCUGGUGGGGUAACACUGUCAACUCGACUGUUCUUGAUUACACUUACCCAGUGAGACUCAAUGUUACCGAACAUGCUCCUGACGGAUACUUUGGUCCUAGAGUUGGUAACUUCCCAUAA
Messenger RNA from Candidozyma haemuli, 2754 nucleotides. Its product is annotated as OPT family small oligopeptide transporter. Gene Ontology annotation, biological process: transmembrane transport. The record is from RefSeq and is a predicted model, not a curated record. Gene Ontology annotation, molecular function: oligopeptide transmembrane transporter activity. The coding region runs from base 1 to 2754 and encodes 917 amino acids. The transcript has a single exon. Lineage: Eukaryota; Fungi; Ascomycota; Pichiomycetes; Serinales; Metschnikowiaceae.